This is a messenger RNA of Oryzias latipes (Japanese medaka), 1361 nucleotides long. RefSeq names its product aminolevulinate dehydratase (gene alad). Gene Ontology annotation, molecular function: porphobilinogen synthase activity; zinc ion binding. The record is from RefSeq and is a predicted model, not a curated record. Gene Ontology annotation, cellular component: cytosol. NCBI's taxonomy places the organism in Eukaryota, Metazoa, Chordata, Actinopteri, Beloniformes, Adrianichthyidae. Gene Ontology annotation, biological process: heme biosynthetic process.
AUGGCGGAAGUGGCACUGCAGCAAACAAACCACAGAAGAAGAAAGACUUCCAAGUGUGCAGAAGUGGACAGCUUCCUCCUCCGAAGGUCAGAGAUGCAGACUCCAGCACAGUCGGUCCUCCACAGCGGAUACUUCCACCAGACGCUUCGAUUCUGGCAGACGUGUGCGACCAAUCUCAGACCCGAGAAUCUCAUUUACCCCAUCUUUGUCACAGAUGCCGCUGAUGCAGUGGAGCCCAUCAACAGUCUGCCGGGCCAGGCCAGAUACGGGGUGAACAAACUGGAGGAAAUGCUGAAGCCUCUUGUGGCCAAAGGCUUGAAAUGUGUGCUGAUCUUUGGGGUCCCGGCAAAAAUCGCUAAGGAUGACCGGGGCUCCGGGGCCGACACGGACGACACACCGGCUGUUCUGGCGGUUAAAAAAAUCCGCUCCCUGUUUCCGGAGCUGCUGGUUUCCUGUGACGUUUGCUUGUGUCCGUACACGUCACAUGGACACUGUGGCAUUCUGAACGAUGACGGCACUCUGAACAACGACGCCAGCUGUCUCAGGCUGGCAGAGGUCGCGCUGGCCUACGCCAGGGCUGGUUGCCACAUCAUCGCUCCCUCUGACAUGAUGGAUGGAAGGGUCGGAGCCAUCAAGCAGGCUCUGCUCUCCAACGGUUUGGGAAACAAGGUGUCAGUGCUGAGCUACAGCGCAAAGUUUGCUUCAUGUUAUUACGGCCCUUUCCGGGACGCUGCACAGUCCAAGCCUGCCUUUGGGGACAGGCGCUGCUAUCAGCUGCCCCCUGGAGCCCGGGGGCUGGCCCUCCGAGCUGUGGAACGGGAUGUGAGGGAGGGGGCCGACAUGCUGAUGGUGAAGCCUGGCCUCCCGUACCUGGACAUCCUGAGGGAAGUCAAAGACAAGUUCCCCACCCACCCCCUCGCUGUGUAUAACGUGUCUGGAGAGUUCGCCAUGAUGUGGCACGGAGCGAAGGCUGGCGCCUUCGACCUCCGAGCUGCUGUGAUGGAAGCCAUGACCGCCUUCCGGCGGGCAGGAGCCGACAUCAUCAUCACCUACUUCACACCUGAGCUGCUCUCCUGGUUAAAUGAGUCCUGAAGACAUACUGACGGAUGGAUGGACAGAUGGAUGGGCGGGGCCGACCACCGCAGACCACCAGCUGUUGACCGAGUCGCUUCUAAAAACGACUUCUGUGUUAGACAUUCUAUAAUCAGCGUUUUCUUUAAAGUCCCUGUCAGGUUUUCCCUGCAGAAGAUGUGAUUCCUGUACAUUAAGUAGUCAGUUUCCGACCAGAUCAAAUGCAUUUAUGCUGAAGAGCUGCCUGGAAAAACUGAAUAGAAAUAAAAUGGAUCAUUUCUUUAAGCUGA